Molecule: messenger RNA, 3192 nt
Organism: Sceloporus undulatus (fence lizard)
Lineage: Eukaryota; Metazoa; Chordata; Lepidosauria; Squamata; Phrynosomatidae
Product: sodium/hydrogen exchanger 2-like
Exons: 12
Coding region: 214-2583 (789 amino acids)
Biological process (GO): sodium ion transport; regulation of pH; proton transmembrane transport
Cellular component (GO): membrane
Molecular function (GO): sodium:proton antiporter activity
Source: RefSeq, a predicted model, not a curated record
UUGGAGGAGGGACGAGAGCCAGUAGCGUGGUGCAGAGGGUUGAGUGUCUCUGGAAAGACCAGGGUUCGAGUCCCCACUCAACCAUGGAACCCAGUGGGCGAGUCACACCCUCUCAGCCUCAGAGGAUGAUGGCCAGGGCAAAGUGAAGAACACUUUGCCGGCACACAGCGGAAGAGACAAGGAGGAGGAAGAGGGAAAGGUCCCCUCCCUGCCAUGGGGGCUCUCCUCCGGCUGGAGCCCUGGCCUCUGCUCCUGGCGGGGCUGCUCCAGCCCUCCUCCGUGGCCGCCCUCCAGGAGGCUGCCAUGGCCGGCCUCAGCCCCAGCCCCGCAGCCCCAGAGACCUUGCCCAGCACUGGCACCCCCGCCGGCGAGGAGACCCGGCUCCACGUCUUCACGCUGGAUUACCCCCACGUCCAGGUCCCCUUCGAGAUCACCCUCUGGAUCCUGCUGGCUUCCUUAGCCAAGAUCGGUUUCCAUCUCUACCACAAGUUGCCCCAUGUAGUGCCUGAGAGCUGCCUCCUUAUUCUGGUUGGAUUGAUUCUAGGGGGGAUUAUAUUUGGAGUACAAGAAAUGUCACCACCAGUGAUGAAGAGUGAUGUUUUUUUCUUGUAUCUUCUCCCUCCGAUUGUCCUUGAUGCCGGCUAUUUUAUGCCAACACGCCUCUUCUUUGAGAACUUUGGUACUAUUUUCUGGUAUGCAGUUGUGGGAACUCUCUGGAAUUCCUUUGGCAUUGGCAUUUCACUCUUUGCCAUUUGCCAGGUUGAGGCCUUUGGCCUGACUGACAUCACUCUCCUGCAAAGCCUCCUCUUUGGCAGCUUGAUUUCAGCUGUGGAUCCUGUGGCAGUGUUGGCUGUUUUUGAAAACAUUCAUGUCAAUGAGCAAUUGUACAUCCUAGUUUUUGGAGAGUCACUCUUGAAUGAUGCUGUAACAGUGGUCCUGUACAACUUAUUCAAGUCUUUUUGCCAGAUGCGUACAAUUGAAGUCAUUGACAUAUUUGCUGGAAUUGCUAAUUUCUUUGUAGUUGGCAUUGGUGGAGUCUUGAUUGGCAUCAUACUGGGAUUUGUAGCAGCUUUUACUACUCGUUAUACCCAUAAAAUCCGAGUGAUUGAGCCACUGUUUGUCUUCUUAUACAGUUACCUGGCAUACAUAACAGCCGAAAUGUUUCACCUUUCAGGUAUUAUGGCGAUUACUGCUUGCGCUAUGACCAUGAAUAAAUAUGUGGAGGAGAAUGUUUCUCAGAAAUCUUACACUACAAUAAAGUAUUUCAUGAAGAUGCUAAGCAGUGUCAGUGAGACACUUAUCUUUAUUUUCAUGGGAGUAUCUACAGUUGGAAAAAACCAUGAGUGGAACUGGGCCUUUGUUUGCUUCACUCUCCUGUUCUGUUUGAUUUGGCGUGCACUAGGCGUUUUUGCAUUGACUCAGAUCAUUAAUGUGUUUCGGACAAUUCCUAUAACAUUUAAGGACCAGUUUAUUAUCGCCUACGGAGGUCUCCGAGGAGCCAUAUGCUUUUCACUUGUUUUCCUGCUUCCUUCUGCUGUGUUCCCUAGAAAGAAGCUUUUCAUUACAGCAGCUAUUGUGGUGAUAUUCUUUACUGUUUUUAUUCAGGGAAUAACAAUUCGCCCACUGGUGGAAUUUCUUGAUGUUAAAAGAGCAAAUAAAAAGCAACCAGCUGUCAGUGAAGAAAUUUAUUGUCGGUUCUUUGAUCAUGUGAAGGCUGGCAUUGAAGAUGUGUGUGGACACUGGGGUCGUAACUUUUGGAAAGAUAAGUUUGUAAAAUUUGACAAGAUGUACCUGAGGAAACUUCUGAUUAGGGAAAGUCAGCCCAAAUCAAGUAUAGUAGCCCUGUAUAGGAAACUUGAAAUAAAACAUGCCAUUGAGAUGGCUGAGAAUGGAAUGAUGACUACAGUGCCAUCUCUAGCUUCUAUCAGUGAGCAUCAAGAAGAAGAAAAAAGAAGUCCUUCUUAUCCUGUCCAGACAGAUGAUAUAAGAGAUAUUUUAACAAAGAAUCUCUAUCAAAUACGGCAGAGAACACCAUCGUACAACAGAUACAGUCUAGCUGAAGACGCAAAUGAAAAACAAGCUAAAGAAAUCUUGAUUCGUCGCCGGCACAGCCUGAGGGAGAGCAUUAGGAAGAGCAACAGCCUGUCAAGACCGCCGACUUCCAAAGCACCACGUUACCUUUCACUACCUAAAAACACUAAACUUGCUGAGAAUGUACGGAAAAGAAAUCAGUCUUCUUUCAAAGUAAGUGAGAGCAGCGAUUCUGAAUCUGACCAUACCUCAGUGCUGAAUUUGAAGUCAGAAGCUGGGAGAAUUUUGAGAGACCAGAGACUUCGACAGCAGCAGUGUAGAUUUGAAUGGAAGAAUGAAAUGGAGAGGGAUGACAGAGACCCAGGAAGUCAUCCUCUGGGAACCAGGGGCUUCAGGCAACCAUUACUGCCAAGACCAACAUUUGGCACAGUGAGUGAAGAAGAGGCAACAGAAGAAGACAGAUCAGCCAAGCCAGUACCACCACCUCGGCUAGCCCGUCAGUCCUCGAAAGCAGAAAGGCCUAGAGAUAAAUCCGAGAAUGAACCAUACUGAAAAACUAAUACACAGAGUAAAUAUUAGUCAAGAACAGAUGUAGCAGGCCAGUACUCUGUAGGCUGUAAGUGAUCAGCUGGAUCCAUUUAAAGGUAUAGUCCCCAAUACUGGUACAAGAUGGGAAGGAAGGAAAAUCAUGUUCUUUCACUAAGUUGCCAGGAGAAUAGAGGGAUCCUUAUCUGCUAUAUGGAGCCAAAUAAUGCAACAAUUUUGCAAUUAUUUUCUAAUUUCUACAAUGAAGGGAACUUUUGCCAAGUAUGUACUGUAUUGUAUUUUUAAUAUGCACAAUUUGUUUUAUUGUAAACGUUGUCAAUGGUGAAUUUUAACUAUGAGUUGCACUGAAAAAUUGCACAAUGCACCUCCUUUUAAUGGGACUUGCAAGAAUGCAUGCUCUGCAAGUGUUUUUCUAAGGCUGGGGUUUGCAAAGUGGCAUGCAGUCCAUGUGUCCAUUUCUUGUGGCCUCCAGGACCCCUAUCAGAAAUAAAAUCUUUUUUCAGUUUUGUUCCAGAAUUCCCCAGAUGCACCCUAGGGGGCAUUUACACCAGAUUAGGAGGCCCCUGCAGGGGUUAAAAACAAUUUUUGCAUUUUUCCCCCAAAAACUUUUUUGCC